AUGUCAGAAAUUCACAAUCAAUUCAGCGACGUCUUUCAACCAAAAGUUGGUGAAAUUCCAAACUAUCAAUGCUUUUUAUCUCUUCGAGUUAAUGCACAACCAAUUUUUAUAAAGCCUCGCCGAGUUCCUUACGCUCUCCAAGAGAAAGGUGAACAAAACUUAGGUGACUUAGAAAAUCAAGGUAUUAUUAAGAAAACUGAUCACUCCGAGUGGGGAACACCUUUGAAUAUUGUGCCGAAGAAGAAUGGUGACAUUAGACUGUGUGCUGAUUAUUAUUAUUAUUACAAAGUAACUAUCAACAAUCAACUUCAAGAUAAUCGUUAUCCUAUUCUCAGAAUAGAAGAUAGUUUCAAUAUUAUGAAAAAUGGCAAAUAUUUCUGUACAUUAGACGUCUUCAAAGCACGUUUACAUGUUCCUGUUGAUGAUGAAAGUGCACGAACACAAACAAUUUCAACUCAUCGAGGUACCUAUUUAGUUAAACGACUCUUCUUUGGUAUCAAAACGACUCCAAAUGAAUUUCAUAAAGUCAUCUAUAAAAUUGUUCACGAUUUAGAAGGUACCACAGUGUAUUUUGAUGAUAUAAUGGUUCAAGGUUCUUCUAUUGAAGAAUGUAAAUUUCGUUUAAUUAAAGUUCUUGAAAGAUUACGUAAAGAUAAUCUGCAUAUGAGUCGAGAAAAAUGUCAAUUUUUCAAGAAGAGAAUUCAAUAUUUGGGUCAUGUCAUUUCAAAAAAAGGACUCGAAAAAUCUGAAGAUAAAAUCAAAGCGAUCAUAGAAGCACCAAGGCCGACCUCUUUAGAAGAACUUCAACGUUUUCUUGGAAUGGUGAUCAUUCAAAAAGCCAAAGCUGAAAUAGCCAUUGAACGAGUUUUCAUGUCUUUUACACCUGAUUUAGACAUAACACUUGCCACAGACGCCAGUCCGUAUGGACUUGCAGGUGUUUUGUCACAUCGUUUUCCAGACGGAUGUGAAAAACCAGUUGCUUUUGCAUCCAGGUCGUUGACAAAAGCUGAACGACAUCCAGCCACAAAUGGUCAAGCAGAACGAUACUGUCAAACAUUAAAAACAAAAUUUAAAUGCAUGAUGAAUGAACCCGGUGAUUUACACGCGAAACUUUGUAAGUUCCUCCUGCAGUAUCGAGUUACUCCGUUAUCUUCUGGGCAGACACCUUCUGAACUCUUUUUUCAAGUUCCUGCUUACAUGAUAGUGAUAAUGAUCGAGGAGGUUUGA
Molecule: messenger RNA, 1227 nt
Organism: Zophobas morio
Lineage: Eukaryota; Metazoa; Arthropoda; Insecta; Coleoptera; Tenebrionidae
Exons: 5
Coding region: 1-1227 (408 amino acids)
Molecular function (GO): nucleic acid binding
Source: RefSeq, a predicted model, not a curated record